UCCUCACGCGCGCGUUUUGAAGACGGAAAUUUCAAUGGCGGAUUUUAUUUCGCGAGAGAUGUAGCCCCAAGAUUCGACGCAUGCGACUUUAUCAACGAAAAAAUAUGUAUUUAGUAGUUACAGCUGUGUCAUUGCUCUUGUUAGCAGGAUUAUUGGAAGCAGCCGUUAUUACUGUUGACCUUGAUCCAACCUAUUCACCCGGCGCUGUCCCAGCCAGUGAUGCAGACAGAAUCUAUCAUUCAGCAUUGUACCACCCUAUGAGCAAACCAAUUCUUGCCUAUCUCAAGGUGGACGGAGUUGUAGACAAAGAUUUCUAUGGCACUUGUAACAUCACAACAGUGGACAUUUAUGCAUAUAAUUCAACGGGAGCUACUACAGAUACAUGGGAAAGUUCUGGCGGACAGCUAUGUCAAUAUGUCAACAGGAAUCAAUACCCCAAAAGUUAUGAUCCUCUAUUCAGUUGGGUUUGUGGUGACAACACGACUUUAGUUGAUGUGCCAGUGUAUGCAGGAGAAUUGAGAGCAGAUGCACUGUACCACGCUCAUUCAGUCGUACCUCCGAGGGAACGGGCCAUACUGUUUUCUGUGGAGUAUGAUGGCCUUGUAUACACGACCAUAACUGAUCCUAUUGAAGUUACCGAAAAUGCACAGAACGUCAGUCUAAGCACACCACCUCCUUCUACAAUAGUGGCAAACAAAGGCUUUCCUAUAGAUGUUCAUAUCCUAGAUAGCAGUGGAAGUCUCAUCACUUCUGGCUUAGAUUCCACACUGGAUGUUACCAUCAAAGUGGCCUGGUUGGAGGAUUUGUCUGUCAUGUAUCAUGACAAUGGUUAUCGCAACAUGCUGUUUUAUGAAAAUGUGAGGCUUGGGGGAACUGACAUGGUGCAAAGUAAGAGUACCCAUAACAAACUGAUUACUAAAAGAGCUUCUGGAGGAAUUGCCUCGUUCACAGAUGUGCGUCUGUUGGAUGUCCAUACAUGUGUGCAACUAAACAUCACACUUACCAUGCCUCGGUAUCCACUAUUCAGGUUGCCAACUACCAUGAAUGAGGAGAAGCAUGUACAUGAGCUGACCAAUGGACUCAACGGGUACUACAUCAACAGCACAAACGAUGGCGGUGUUUACAUCACGAACUGCAUCGCUGUGACAGAACAAACUGCUGCAUCUAUAAAUCUCCUGAACGGUAAUGAUGUACAUACUACUGUCGCUGCCAACUUCCCAAUAGAUGAUGGAGCCAUCCUGGAAAUUCAAGAUUCAGCUGGUGACAGAGUCUGGUCUGGUGGCGAUGCCAAUUUGACUAUCAGUGUCACUUCAUCUGGAGGAGGUUGUGUAUCCUCGGACUCCCAGAAUAUUACAGCUUCUCAUGGACAAGCUGUGUUUGCUGGCUCGUUCUGUGAUGUUGGUACAGGAUUUGUUCUCUCCUUCGACGCUGACAGCUUGGUCACCCCUGGUCCUUUGACUGGGACAGCUUCUGAUCCUUUCAACGUGACAAACGAGAUCUACAUCGCAAACUUUAUUGAUACGUAUGGCUCGUCUGCUACGUCAGAUACAGGACCGUUUAUUGAUGCAUUUGCCACCUAUGCAAUAGAAGACAUUGCUGAUGGUUAUUUUCCAGACUUGUUACAAGGGAGAACACUCUCUAUGAACAGCUACGAUGUUGGAAAAGAUGGCAGUUUGGCCCCCGCAGCAUUUCAGGGGAUGAUUGACCAUGGCAAGCUGAAUCCAAGCGAGAAGGUCCGAGGCAUAAUAGGGUUCGGAUCCAACACUGCUACCAAGAAAAUGGCUAGCUAUUUGUCAGCAAAUCAAAUGCCAUCCCUAGCAACAAGAGAAGAUGAAGCAGAAUUUACAGACAAGGGUGUUUAUCCAUACUACAGCCGACUGUCGUGGGAUUUGGCAGCUGUUGCUCAGUGCCUAAUGAUAGCUUGCAGAGAUCGAGGAUGGAAAAAAAUGAUCAUUGUUCGAGAAAUUGACUACCAGAUACAUCAAGUGCUCUAUCAGAAAGCUGCCUUGUUUAACUUGGACAUCACACAAGAGGUCAUCAUACCGAAACUUUCUCCAGAACAAUAUGCGCCGGGUGUUAUAGAUACUCAAAUGGAGCAGAUCAAGAAAGCAGGAACAAAGAUUAUUCACCUGUUUGCCUACGCCCCGUUACAGUGGUUCAUUAUCAGUGAAGCCAUCAGACAUAAUAUUUCCUGCUAUCAUGGAUAUGAAUGGGGCCUUCUAAAUGACGUCGGCUGGCACUUCCCCUGGGCCAAUCAGCAUCCUAUGUGUCUAGGUCCAAUCACUUGUACGAUGGCCUGGAUUGGUUACUUCGGUGUGGGCGGCACCUACAAUGUCAGUGGGAUGAUGACACCCUUGUGGGAGCAUGCCAUGAUCAAACACACCAACUUUCGUCGAAUGAACUACCGUGGAACUGCACCAAGACGCUCCCUCAAUGAGGUUAUGGCAGAAUGGGGCAAAGGAUAUGAUGCUGUGAGAACCUACGCCAUUGCUUUCACCAAUAUGAUCAACGCCAGCCUGACAAUCACUGGGCCAGCCUUGACUGCCGCUAUCAGACAAGUUGAUUUUGAAGGUUUGUCCGGGAGAAUACAUUUCCAAGCUGAUACGGGUAACCGGCCUGGCUUUCUGGGAAUGUGGGUGACAAGUAACCCCCAUCCGUUUACUAAUACAGCAAGCACAGCAACGACAGUAACCUUUGCCAGGAUAUUGGAACUGGCUCAGGAAAAUGCAACAAUGAUUACAGAAUAUAAGCAGCAAGCCAAACGUCCCAUGGAUUUGCCACCCUGGAACCAAGUGAUUGCAAAUUACACUAUUCCACCAACCAACUACAAGAACAAAUGGAAUGUGACUACAUCCACUGGGAUGGUGAGCUCCAGCACACAGCAGCUGAUCAUCAUUCCUCCAGGCACCGGAGAACCUCAAGUAGUAGUGGAGACUGAAUAUGCUGUGGCCCCAUUCUACUGCACUCAGGGCUGUGGUGGUGACGAUAUCAACGAGUACGAUAUCUCACAAUACCAGUUUGGUGACUGCACGGACCAGGAAGUCUGCACGUGUCAUCCUGGCUAUUAUGGAACCACCUGUGAUAAAAUGGUUUGCAGCUGUGUGUUUGGCCAUUGUAAUAUUCCAGAAGUUUGUAUCUGUGAGACAGGAUGGGAAGGAAAUCGUUGUGAGAUUCCAAUUUGUAACACGUUAGACUGUGGCAGCAAUGGAGCCUGCUCAGCACCUGAAACCUGUAAAUGUGAUACUGGCUACAUUGGAACGACAUGUGGACACCUCCUGGCAGCAGUCAUUGUUGGAUCCCUGCUCGGCUCCAUUGCAUUCAUCAUCAUUUUGGUGUUCCUUAUCAAAUAUAUCCUGAAGAAGCAAAGAUUGAUAGCUGCCCUAAAGAAUUUGGACUGGCUGGUGAAGUGGGAUGAGGUCAUAAUAGGGGAUGCGAGAGCCCUCAGCUUUCUGUCAACUGCUGGAGAUGAAUUCAUGCAAUCCAACAAAAAUAAUAUGUGCACUUGGAGGAGUCAGAAGUGCUUUGUCCAGCAAUUCAAUUGUGUGUCUCUGAAUGUAGAGGAUGAAGCAUUGAGAUAUGAAGUUGUACGCAUCAAGGAAACAAGACAUAACAACCUGAUCACAUUUGUGGGGGCCUGCUUGGAAUAUCCAUGUGUAGGCUUGCUUACAGAGGUAGCGCCAAAGGGAAGUCUCGAGGACAUGUUGUCUAACGAGAGCAUCAAACUAGGAUGGGAUUUUAGAUUCUCUCUUCUCAAAGAUAUUUGUCGUGGAAUGGAAUUUUUACAUAGGUCAGAAAUUGGAUGUCACGGGAGACUAAAGUCGUCCAACUGCCUUGUAGAUAACAGAUGGACAUGUAAAAUAUCAGGCUUUGGUUUACCUACCCUGCGUUAUAAUGGUGUCAGAAAACUUCGACCAAACAUGGAAGAUUUGCCAAAAAGCAGUGAGCUACUUUGGACUGCACCAGAACUUCUUUCAAAAGCUAAAAGACUAGAUGAUGUACGAAGUGGAAGCAAAGCUGGAGACAUCUAUUCGUUUGCAAUUUUACUGACAGAAAUGUGUACAAGGGAGGAGCCCUACACGAAUGAGCUAAGUUAUCUGACUGUUGAAGACGUCCUGGUUUUGGUUGUAAACAAAGAUGCCCCACAAGCUUCUGAAGCCAAACAGGUCUGGUUUAAAAACGGAGGAGACACGACAAAGCCGUUCAGACCAAAGAUAGACGAUGACAGUUUACCAGAAGAAUAUGCAGCAAAGAGUGGAAUGAGGAGGCUCCUGGAUAUAGCAUGGGGUUUGAAUCCCGACAACCGACCAACCUUCCGCCAGAUGCUGGACAAACUGAAUGAGAUUUAUCCAAUCAAAGGAGAGCUCAUUGAUAACCUUGUCAACAUGCUGGAGAAGUAUUCAAGUAACUUGGAAGUAAUCGUAGCUGAAAGAACGAAGGAGCUGGUGUCAGAGAAGGCAAAAACAGAGCAACUCCUUAGUCAGAUGUUACCCAAAAAGGUCAUGGAGGACCUGAAACAUGGCAAACCUGUUGAGGCCGAAUCAUUCGAAUGUGUGACAAUCUUUUUCAGUGACAUUGUCGGGUUCACAAAGAUUGCUGGAGACAGUACCCCACUACAGAUUGUUGACCUCCUCAAUGAUUUAUAUACCUGUUUUGAUUCCAUUUUGGACAACUAUGAUGUAUACAAGGUGGAGACCAUCGGAGAUGCUUAUGUUGUGGUCAGCGGUCUGCCCAUCAGGAACGGCAACCUUCACGCUGGUGAAAUUGCUAGUAUGUCCCUGGACUUAAUGAGUGCUAUUGGAGACUUCAAGAUGAGACAUAUGCCUGAUGCUACACUCCAGCUUCGUAUUGGAAUGCACUCAGGUCCAGCUGUAGCCGGUGUUGUUGGACUUAAGAUGCCUCGAUAUUGUCUGUUUGGAGAUACUGUGAACACAGCUUCCCGUAUGGAGUCCAACUCUGUUGCAUUGAGGAUACAUAUGAGCGAGGCUACAGCAACAAUUCUUCAAAUCCUGACCGGUUACCACUUAGAAUGCAGAGGACAAAUUGAGGCAAAAGGAAAAGGAAAGAUGACAACAUACUGGUUGAAUGGAAAGGAUGGAUUCAACAAGAGACUCCCAGGAAGAGAGCUUGCUGCGUCACUGUCACAGCACGAGUUUAAGUGAUUCUCUUGUGUGAGUGUGUACGUCAACAUAAACAUGACAAAUAGACCUCUACUGAAGGUUCUCUAGCAUAGUGUACAAACUUAACAUCAGCUACUGUUACUGAAAUAAUCUCUAUGGACCAAAGACAAUCUUCCAUAUUGCUUCAUGAACAGCAAAAAGUUUAGACACCUAAUUCCCUCAGAUUUGUGAUUCGAGAUGGACCCAUGUCUGCUCUUCAUUCCUGGUGUGGAAAUUCUAAAGAAAAGAUCAAAUAGAAGCUGUUGUGAGCUAGAGUUGUCAUUAUACUUGUAUAUUAUUAAGUUCUUGUUUGAUGAAUAAAAGUAUUUUUCAGAGGGUGAAUGAUGGAUUUUAUGGUGAAAAACAUUAUCAUGUCUAAUUUAAGCUUAACUGGUAGUGAAUCUGUGUGAGAAAGGAGAUUGAGAUCAUUUUCACUGUUGAAAUUAAUUAAUACAACAUUGUGCUUAUCAGUCCUGUGAUGAUGUAAAUAGGAGUUACUUUGUUAUUUUCUUUUUUGUUUAUUCAAAGCAAGUGUAAUGCAAUACAUCUUAUAUUUAGGGAUAUUCCAUAAUUUAGCGUAUGGGGAGGUGGGGUUAAAACCAGAUCUGCCUACCAUUAUACUUAAUCAGAUUGAAGAUGUUAUGGGUGGUGAGGUGUCUGAAAAAGUGCCUCCCACCCCUCCCCUACUGUUAAUUCUGGAACAGCCCUUAGUGAAAACUGCAUGAAAAGUGAAAAUAAAAGUCGUAAUAAUAUGUGGCUCUGGUCUAGGUGAUUGCUGGUGAGCAGGUAGCUCUGUUGGUCUGGGAACUUUCCUGGCGACAGUGAGUUCUUGCUUUACCAUUUUAAAAAAAAAUCUAUUUCCUUCCACAUCUUUAUGUACAGGGGACAUUUUCUUGCUCUGACAGUGUUAUCUGGCCUAAACAUUUUACUGUCGACCCUUGUAUUUAGGAUACAUAGCGAGUUAUACAAGUUUACUUAACAUUUCCUGUUUUGGUAAUGUAAUUUCCAACCAAUGUCAGUGAGAGAAUUCUACAGACAAGUACCUGAGCUAACAUCUCAAAUUUUUAGCUAGUUACAUCAUUCAUGCUAAUAUAACAUGUACAGAAUGGAAAGGCAAGUGUUUGUAUAAUUUAAAAAAAAAAAGUUUUAAAUAAUGUCAUUGCCAAGUGCCAGUUGCCAUUUGUUUAUUGCCUGCUGCUUAAUGACUAUUGGCAUGAAGUAAGUCUCAGUACUGGAUCAAAACACUAUCCAACUAAACCUUUGGCAAGCAAUCUGUUGUUAUCGGUUUUAUUUCAUUUUUUCCUAAUUAUACAGUUGAUUGUUGUAAAGCAAAACUCAAAAAACUCAUUUAAUUGACGGUAUUGUUAGAAUGAUAUAUAAACAAAAAUUCUCCCACUUCUAUGCCAGAUACACGAGUCUCAUGGCGGAUAACUAUCACAUAAUACAGCCGUACCUACUGGCAACCCCGGUUUGGGAGCCACAUUUUUCCAGUAAAUUUUGACUAGGAAGUGCAACAAAACAACCCAGAUCCAUUCAAAAUGCUCUGACAGUACCAUAUUUGCUGAUUUUCAGAAUGCGACAUCAUUGCAAUAAUAUUAUAUGAUACAUGACGUCAUUAAGUUGACAUUAAGGUCAAUCUAUCGCCGAAACACAAUUUCCAUCUGACAUUGCUUCACAGUUUUGAACAAACUUCCUAGGGAGCCUUCCUGAUACCUUUAUAAAGUAUGACCUUGGCAUACCACACUUUUUCCUGUUAUUUCCACACAUGUUCUUGGUAGAUUUGUACAGUAUCUAGAAAAUCUACAUUUGCAAUUUCAUUGUCAAUUCUUACCAAAUUCCUGGGUAAGAGGUGGGAGAAAAAGAGUCGUUAGUAUGUGGGAUAGGAAAAUUCUACCCUCAGGAUUAGCAACGCUGCAGUUCUCACCCUAAUUCUACACCCGAGGGUAGAAUUUUGCUAUCUCACAUACUUACAUAUGAUAGACUCUGUUCAUUAUAUACAAACUUUAACAAUUUUAAAGAAAUUUCUAUGAUGUUUUUGGACCUUUUGUUUACAUGAAUCUUGACUAGUUUGCAUUUUAGGCAUUCAUAUUUAAAAUAAUUUAAAAACCCAGUGGUUAUAAGACUUGUAUACCAUUUUGUGUACGAGUGUAUCAAUUGUAAAUCCAUGUUACCACGCACUUUUAUAUUAAAGGAUGUAUGUAAAUAAGCUCUCCGAGAUUUUUCCUUGAUAGCAGCGGCUAACUUAUCAGUAUAGUAUUUCCAUCAGCACCCAAAAUUAUCUAUAUACAAAAUUGUACAUAUGCAUAUGUGCUCAAGAAAAGUUGUUAAAUUAUAUCAAUUCAAUAGUCUGCUUUUGUCAGACCCAAACUAAAAAGGAAAAGGCUAGUGGUUAUACUCCUAAUAAGGAUAUGGAAUGAUGGAGUCAUCGCCCUUUGUUGCUGAAGAAAAUUGUUUGUGACCAACCGACUCUAUGGUGUUGUCAAAUCGAUGUUGAGGCUCUUAUAAAUGAAAAUGAAUUUUAUUGCCAUCGAGAGAAUGUUUCUAAUUUUAUCAACUGUACAAGGUGUAUGUGUGUGAAAAGCAUUACUGUUUGUGCUGUUGUAGUUAUCGGUGGCAUGAUUUUACCAACCAUGUACACUAAUCCAAGCUAUUUAUCACUGGAAAUAAAAUACUUCAUCUAA
Molecule: messenger RNA, 7837 nt
Organism: Mizuhopecten yessoensis (Yesso scallop)
Lineage: Eukaryota; Metazoa; Mollusca; Bivalvia; Pectinida; Pectinidae
Exons: 35
Coding region: 81-5159 (1692 amino acids)
Biological process (GO): receptor guanylyl cyclase signaling pathway; cGMP biosynthetic process; intracellular signal transduction
Molecular function (GO): peptide receptor activity; guanylate cyclase activity; ATP binding
Source: RefSeq, a predicted model, not a curated record